GGGUCGCGCCACCGCUGGACUCCGAGUCCCUCCGCGCAGGCGGGCGGCCCCGGAGAGCUAGUGCCUGCCAAGGCGGCGGCGGCGGCGGCGCCCCCCUCAUCAUGAAUAGAAGCUUCUCCAGAAAGAGCCACGCGUUCCUGCCCAAGAUCUUCUUCCGCAGAAUGUCCUCCGCUGGGGCCAAGGACAAGCCUGAGCUGCAGUUUCCUUUCCUGCAGGAUGAGGAGACGGUGGCCACGCUGCAGGAGUGCAAGACGCUCUUCAUCCUGCGAGGCCUGCCGGGGAGUGGCAAGUCCACGCUGGCGCGGGUCAUUGUGGACAGGUACCGUGAUGGCACCAAGAUGGUGUCUGCUGACGCUUACAAGAUCAACCCCGGCAUUCGAGGAGACUUCUCUGAGGAGUACAAGCGGCUGGACGAAGACCUGGCCGCCUACUGCCGCCGGGACAUCCGCGUCCUGGUGCUGGAUGACACCAACCACGAGCGGGAGCGGCUGGAGCAGCUCUUUGACCUGGCCGACCAGUACCAGUACCAGGUGGUGCUGGUGGAGCCCAAGACGGCGUGGCGGCUGGACUGUGCCCAGCUCAAGGAGAAGAAUCAGUGGCAGCUGUCGGCUGACGAGCUGAAGAAGCUGAAGCCGGGGCUGGAGAAGGACUUCCUGCCACUCUACUUCGGCUGGUUCCUGACCAAGAAGAGCUCCGAGAGCCUUCGCAAAGCCGGCCAGGCCUUCCUGGAGGAGCUGGGGAACCACAAGGCCUUCAAGAAGGAGCUGCGGCACUUUGUCUCUGGAGAUGAACCCAGGGAGAAGAUUGAACUGGUCACCUACUUUGGGAAGAGACCCCCAGGCGUGCUGCACUGCACAACCAAGUUCUGUGACUACGGGAAGGCUGCCGGGGCAGAAGAGUACGCCCAGCAGGAUGUGGUGAAGAAAUCUUACUGCAAGGCCUUCACGCUGACCGUCACGGCCCUCUUCGUGACGCCCAAGACUACUGGUGCCCGGGUGGAGCUGAGCGAGCAGGAGCUGCCGCUGUGGCCAAAUGACGUGGACAAGCUGUCCCCCUCAGACAGCCUGCCCCGGGGCAGCCGCGCUCACAUCACCCUCGGCUGCGCGGGUGAUGUGGAGGCCGUGCAGACGGGCAUCGACCUCCUGGAGAUCGUGCGGCAGGAGAAAGGGGGCAGCCGAGGCGAGGAGGUGGGUGAGCUAAACCGGGGCAAACUCUACUCCUUGGGCAAUGGGCGCUGGCUGCUGAGCCUGGCCAAGAAGAUGGAGGUCAGGGCCAUCUUCACGGGGUACUACGGCAAGGGCAAGCCUGUGCCCACGCACGGCAGCCGCAAGGGGGGUGCCUUUCAGUCCUGCACCAUCAUCUGAGUGUCCUCACUGCGGUCAGCCCCUUGCUCCUUACAAGGGAGGGAGGGAGGGAAGCAUGCCGUCUGCUUGAUCUUUAAGAUUUUUUUUUUUACUCCAAGUUAA
Messenger RNA from Hyaena hyaena (striped hyena), 1466 nucleotides. RefSeq names its product 2',3'-cyclic nucleotide 3' phosphodiesterase (gene CNP). Gene Ontology annotation, cellular component: cytoplasm; membrane. The transcript has 4 exons. Lineage: Eukaryota; Metazoa; Chordata; Mammalia; Carnivora; Hyaenidae. Gene Ontology annotation, biological process: cyclic nucleotide catabolic process. Gene Ontology annotation, molecular function: 2',3'-cyclic-nucleotide 3'-phosphodiesterase activity. The record is from RefSeq and is a predicted model, not a curated record. Bases 102 to 1364 code for a protein of 420 amino acids.